This is a messenger RNA of Acanthochromis polyacanthus (spiny chromis), 4010 nucleotides long. RefSeq names its product BRCA1-associated ATM activator 1 (gene brat1). Bases 285 to 3005 code for a protein of 906 amino acids. NCBI's taxonomy places the organism in Eukaryota, Metazoa, Chordata, Actinopteri, Pomacentridae. Gene Ontology annotation, cellular component: nucleus. Gene Ontology annotation, biological process: cell population proliferation; DNA damage response; positive regulation of protein phosphorylation. The transcript has 12 exons. The record is from RefSeq and is a predicted model, not a curated record.
GCGCAGCCAUCUUUGUUCUGACUCAAAUUUGCGCUGAACGCAGAAAGAAAAAGGAAGCUGCGCACCGGUAAAUCUGAAACUAUUUCCCGCGACAUGGAUGUUUAGCAAAAGUACAAGAAAAAACUCCAUUUCAUUUUUUUUAGCUAGCUGGACUAGUUUAUACUGUGCUAUACAACUUAGCUUCUAGCUAUGGUUCCAUCUGUUCUAGAUGUAAAUGUAGCUGCUAGCCACAUGUAGCUGCUAGCUGAGAAGUUGGUUUAGUAACACACACUCCGGUUGGUACCAUGGACAGAGAGUGUGUGUCGCUGCUGCCCCGGGUCUGUGAGGUGCUGGCGGCCUCAGGGAGCUCUCUGCCCGAUGACACCAGCUUGGAGAAACUGCUUGACUGGUUCACAGAGGUCACCAAGGCUGGUACGUCUCUGCUGGAGUCCUGCCCAUGUCUGCUUGAAUUCAUAUCCAGUGUGGUCCGCAACACAACUCUGGACCCCAGCAUCCUCUCUUUCACUCUCAGACUCACCGGCUUAGUCGCUGUAACCGAGGAUGCCUUCACAGUUCUGCAGCAGUCCUCUGUUCUGGACCUGGUCUUUAACCUUCAGCACUGGCAGGAAGCAGGACUCUGGGAGGAUCCCUGCAUACGGAUUGGCUGGAUCCAGGGCUUAAGAACCAUGAUGCAGCACCCAAAGGCUCUUGGCUUCUUUGUACAAGCAGAUUUCCUCAAGCCCCUCCUUCAACUCCAGACAGACAAAAGCUUAUUCGUCGCCUCAGCUGCCAAUCAAAUGCUGGCCCACGUCCUGCUCUCCUGUCAGUCCGUCUCCUCGGUAGAAAGUAACGGCGUGGACGAGGAAGGAGAAGAUGUUGGGAGGUCGAGUGGCUCCAUUGCAGACUUAGAAUACCCCGCUAUCACCGUGGAAACCAAUCAGGAUUACGCUGCUGUUGUCACAGCGAUCUCAGAGUGCCUGAAGAAGUCGCUGGUUCCCAGAAAAAACUCACAACUUCACCAGAGUCUGCAGAUCCUCAAACUUCUAGCCCUGCUGCUGGCCCAGACCAGAGCUCCGCUGUGGGAGAAGCUGCUGCAGAUGGUCGCUGACUCUGUGGACGAGCUGCUGGCGGCCGGCUACAGUCAGCUAGUUCUGCCUCUGAUGGACGUCAUUCUAGCUGCACACAGCAGCUGCGACGCUAAUCGUCGUGUCACAGACCAGCGCGUCUCCCGUCUUCUUUCAUUCAUGUUGAACAUCAGGAAACCCGCCGACCUCAUUCAGGCAGCAGCUGCUUUUCUCCGCCGAGGCCGUCAUGACCUUGUUCACACGGCCCAGAGUGCUCGAGUGCUGCUGUUACCCCUCGACAUCAUUACCGGCCUGAAUCUGCUCACCACCACAGCAGACGAGCAACAGUUCUCGAUGGUGGAGCAGCUGAAGAAUAAAACCUCCUGCAUCUCCAUGAUCUGCGUGUGUUUGACAAACACACCACAGAUCACACUGACGGCUGCUGACUGCCUCCCCUGUCCUCCAGUGUUAAUUGUCACUGCAGUUCUGUCAUUAUUGAGGCUCUGCAGCGGCGACUUUUCGUCCUCGUCCUCCUCUUCUUCCAGCUGUCGUGACGUUUCCAGGAACAUCAUCGGCAGCAGCAAAGUUCAGAAAUGUGCUCUGGAGGCUCUGAUAGCCCUUAGUGGCAGUCCAGGAGUGGAAGUCAAGUUGCCCGAAGUGGUCACACUUCUUGUACAAUAUCUGGACAAUCCCCAUUCCGACCCCACUGUACUGCAUAAGUCCUACCAGGCCUUAGUGAGGUGGAUGUCUGUUUGCUCAGACCUGUCCUCCAUAACAGACCAGCACAGACAAGAUCUCCUCCAGGUGGCGACGAAACGUUCCUGUGACAUUCGUUGGGAGGUGAGAGACUCGACCGUGGAGUUUCUGGGACGCCUGGCCGGGGUGAGCGUCGUCCAGACGACCGCCGAGGAGGUGUCAGAUGCGUCAGUUGCCCUGCUGGGCGGCUGCUGCUUCACCACUCCUCUCCUCAGGGCGGCGCUGCAGGACCCAGAGAGUUAUGUUAGAGCCAGCGCCAUCUCUGCGCUGGCACAGACACUGGCAGCGAGCUGGCAGCAGGGGGCAGCACUCACUCAGGAGCAUACUGAAAUCGUGAACCAGCUGCUUGAAGUCCUCUCCCGGGACACAGAGGGAUUCGCCAGGAGGGCUGUCGUGCGAUACUUCAUCGCCUGGUUGUCUUCGCGUUCCUCACACUCGUCUCCGCCGCCGCUCGCCUCCUCCUCCCUCCUCAUGCCGUCUGUUCGCUCAGUCCUCUCUCGAGGCAGCGCCGACCUGGAUUGGGAGGUAAAGGUUCACACACUGGAGUUGGCAGAGCUGCUCCUGCACGAAGCCUUUUCAGGUCAGCGGGGUUACAUGAAAGGUAAUCCGACUCAAACACACCCCUACGCCGUGAUUCCUGACACGCUUCACACACGGACGCACAACGAGGAGGAUGUGGUCGGUGAGCUGAACAGUCUGGUCCAGUGGGGAGUCGUCUCAGUGUUGUUGAGUGGUCUGGUCGACUGCGACAGACCUGUAGCUCUGAGGGCCUGUCGGCUGCUCAUGACACUCAGAGAGGUGGUUUGUCCGCUGUCACUCGGGGCCCUGGAUGCAACUGCUGCCAUGGCAAUGGUUGCCAAAGUGACUUGUGAACUGCCCGGAUGCGGUUGGGCCCGAGAGAUCAGAAAGAUGCUGGCGACAAAGGCUAAAGACGCCGAGAGGGGUUGCAGUGUAGGGGAAGUGGUCGAUUGUGACGACUGUGGAGAGGCGGGACAGGAAGCGGCGAGCGUCGGGGGUCAGACGCCAUGUGUGAGUGUGUGUGAAGUGUUGAGGUCUCUGGAUUUGGAUGAGAGGUUGGACGUCCUGACCCGAAGCAGCGACCACGUUCACAACUCUCCCUUCUCACUGCUGCAGGACAUCCUGACCGCAAGUUCAGCUCACAGUCAACCCGACACACAACAGGAGGUCAUAGUGGACUGCUACUAACACACACACACACACGCACACACACAUGCACACACACACACGCGCGCAUGCACAUACAAAUGCUGAAAACACCAGAAUGUUGCAAGAUGUUCAUAUUUGUUGGCUUUUUCAUCAUAUAUUGUUGUUUUUAUAUGAUUUUUAAUAGAUUGAUAUAUUUGUGUGUGUCAAAUGCUGAAGUCUCUAGAUUUAGACUGCUACUAACACACACAAACACACACACACAAAGUCACCAUCAAGAGAUGUAAAAUCACCAAAAAGUCACUAAAUGACCUCAAAAAUGUAAAAUUACCGCAAAAAAGCACAAAAUUACCACACACACCCACACACAUACAAAUGCUAGAAUCAAUACAAAACAAUGUAAAAUCACAACCAAAAGAUGCCCAAGAACCUCAAAAAUUGUGAUGUUAUGACAAAAACAGGCAAAAAUUUCCCUGAAAGGACAAACACACACAGUCACACACACACUCAAGUUGCUGAAAACACCAGGAUGUUGCAGGAUGUUGUUGAUAUUUGUUGGCUUUUUCAUCAUAUAUUGUUGUUUUUUUAUAUAUUUCUGAGAAUAGAUUUUCAUGUAUUUUGACCAAACUAAUGCUGCCAAAUCUUACACCCAAACCUGAAACAUGACCUGACUCAAUUCUACUGCAUAUUACUGCUUUUUUUAUUACAGUAUUUCAUUCAUGACUCACCAUUACUACACUCUGGUCUCGUCCUACUGAUAUCCAAACAUGGAUGCAGGCAGCAGCUCGUCUAGACAGACCGUGUGAAAAGCAGUGUGGGCGGCUUUAUUGAUUUGAACUGGAAUGAUUUUGUUUUUUGUGAUGCCACUGAAAACUACAACAGUCGGUCGGUUUAGAGAGAAAAUCAUUACUGACUAAACGUUUAACCAAACACAAGCAGAUUACUGUGCCAACCAGUGCCAAAGAGUUUUACCUCGUAUAUGAAACGCGUCACACGAUUUUUCUUUACAUAAAUAAAAUGUGAAUAAAAAUACGGAAAUUGGUUGAA